AUGGCUUCCAAAAUCACGACGAAACCUUCUAAGGAUCAGAACACUCGGUCGUCUGGUGGGAAAUUCCCCAAAGACUGGCCAUCCAGCACUCCGUAUCUACACGCUCAGAGCUAUUCCAAAGCACUCGCCAAAGAGGCACUCAACUCACUGAUUCUUCCCAAAUCUGACCUUCCGGUCAAUGAGCAGCUUCGCAUAUCUACAGCUCCCUACACUAACGUUAGGAUAACAAAGAUAUCGAAUCCGUCUCAUCCUGCCCAUGGCCAAAGUUAUGUUCAUGAUGCCAAUGAUUUAGAUGAGAAGUCCGACUACGAUCUCUCACUCGACCGAGACUUCGGAGUAGGCGUAGAUGCCUCUAACAUGGGCAACGAGGCUCGCUUCAUCAACGAUUACCGUGGGGUAUCUACAGGGCCCAACGCUGAGUUUAGGGAUGUCUACUUUGACAUCGGUGGUGGGAAGAUUGAGAAAAGGAUAGGUGUAUUUGUCCUCACCGCUGGCAAGAGUGGGAAACGAGCUAAAGGGGUCCCGAAAGGCCAGGAGAUACUGAUCAGCUAUGGGAAAGGAUUCUGGACUGAGCGGAUGAAGACUGAAGAUGUCUGACUGUUUCAUCACAGCCUGAUAUUAGUUAUCGGUCCACACGAUUGGGUUUACUCGCUUCGGUGCAUACCGUCCAGGGAGCGUAAUGGACAGUGUCGC
Molecule: messenger RNA, 693 nt
Organism: Aaosphaeria arxii CBS 175.79
Lineage: Eukaryota; Fungi; Ascomycota; Dothideomycetes; Pleosporales
Exons: 2
Coding region: 1-597 (198 amino acids)
Molecular function (GO): protein binding
Source: RefSeq, a predicted model, not a curated record